AUGCAGCAAGAAAACCGGCUCAUCUCGCUCGACAUCGACACCACGGUCAGCAGCCAGAGCUUCUUCCAAGCGCGUCGCGCUGCACAGACGGUCUGUUCGGCAGUCGACGAACUUUAUCAAUCUUCGCUCUCGAAUUCCAAAAUUCGGAACGUUUUUUGUGUGGUUCGACCGCCGGGUCAUCACAUUGGAACGGCGGGAGCGGUGAAAAACCCGAACAAUCCGUCGGUUACGCAGGGAUUUUGUUUGUUGAACAAUGUGGCGAUCGCUGCGGCGUAUGCACGAGCGAUGUACGCGAGGUUCGCUCGGAUUGCGAUCGUGGAUUUGGAUAUUCAUCACGGAAAUGGAACGGAGGAUUGUGUGCUGCAUUUGAAUCCGUGCCGAAGCGUAGCGACAUCGAUGAUGGAGAAUAUGGAGAUAAAAAUGGAGAGCGUUCAGUAUAAACCGUGGAAGGAUGAAACGGAUGCGCAGAAUGUGCUCUUUGCAAGUCUUCAUGGAUUUGGAAAAUUGGAGAAAUCCAAUGAUUUCUUCUAUCCUGGAUCGGGAUUGCAUCGAAAUCGAUCGCCUACAAUUAUUGACGCGUCGCUAAGCAAAAAGCAAGCCGCUUAUCCUUACUAUUGGCGUGAACACUUGCGCGAGAACGUGUUUCCGCAGCUCCUCGCGUUCCAUCCCGAUUUAAUCUUCAUCUCCUUCGGUAGUUCCCCGUUUCCCCGAUUACUCUCAGGAUUCGACGGUCACGCGAACGACCGCAUCAACAACGGCUUCGGCGGCCUGACAGAAUUCGACUUCGCCUGGGCGACGCGUGAAAUCGUGGGGAUUGCGAACGAAGUGUGCGAAGGCCGCGUAAUCAGCGUGCUAGAAGGCGGAUAUAACGUUCUGGGCGGAGGCUGCUCGCCGUUCGCGCUGUCGGUGCGAAGCCACGUGGAGGAAUUGACGCGGAAUUUCUAUGAGAAGGGCGAGAAGGAGCGAUGGGAGAAGGAAAGCGAGAUGGAAAGAGAAAGAAUGGAGGAAAGGAUGAAAGAGAAGGGAGAGAGUGUGGAGAGUGUGAAGAUCGAGAGAGUCGAAGAAGAAGAAGAAGAAGAAGAAGAAGAAGAAGAAGAAGCGUUUGAUUUUGGAGAAAUGUCGGAAGAGGAGGAAGAGAAAAUGGAGAAACCGGAGAAACAAUGGGAGGAGGAGAGAGAAGAAUUGAGGAAGGGAAAAGAAGAAACGAAUUUCACCACACUGAAAAUGGAAGAAGAGAACGAGAAUGAAGAGGAUGAAGAGGAUGGAAGUGAAGACUUGGAAAACUACGAAAUGCCCGAAAUCGAAGCAGGCGAAAUGGACAAAAUAGAAGAUCCGCUGGCGAAUGAAGAGCCAGUGGAGGGAAUGCGAAGACGACGCCAUGCAAAGGUUGACUAUGUGGCGUUAGAAGCGCAGCUACAAAAGGAGGAGGAGGAAAUGAGGAAAAAGAAGCAGAAGAUGAAUGAAGAAUGA
Blastocystis hominis is the source of this 1470-nucleotide messenger RNA. RefSeq lists its product as hypothetical. The record is from RefSeq and is a predicted model, not a curated record. Bases 1 to 1470 code for a protein of 489 amino acids. The transcript has 5 exons. NCBI's taxonomy places the organism in Eukaryota, Bigyra, Opalinata, Blastocystidae.